Messenger RNA from Epinephelus lanceolatus (giant grouper), 3541 nucleotides. RefSeq names its product NFKB repressing factor (gene nkrf). Lineage: Eukaryota; Metazoa; Chordata; Actinopteri; Perciformes; Serranidae. The record is from RefSeq and is a predicted model, not a curated record. Gene Ontology annotation, molecular function: nucleic acid binding. Gene Ontology annotation, cellular component: nucleoplasm; nucleolus.
ACCGACGCCAUGAUUUUUACUGUAGCUGAGCUGGACCAGAAAAUGGAUGCUUCCUGAUAGUUAGCUGAGUCGCUGUCUGUAGCUCCCAGCAGAUUUUGCGCAGCACUUUAAACCACCCGCCUCGGAUAUCACACUCAGACGACACAAGCCUACAUGUCUGGUUCCUCUAGAGACGAGCUGAAGCUAAUAUAAAAUUAUAUGAGGAGGCUGUUGUGGCUGAAGUGGAGCUGGGUCAGCUAGCAGCUAGCUGGCUAAUGCUAGCAGACACCACCGGUUUGCCAGUGUUAGCUAAGUUAGCUAAAAGAGGCUAACACGAUAAUAACAGACAACUGAUCAUAGAAAUAAAUGUACUGUCUCUCACUCAGCGGAAGAACAGUGAUAUAAAUCGGACCAAAGGCUACACCUUAAGGUAUGGCCUGGAUUUGAUUUGGACGGCGCUGGUGAUGGCAGAAGGGACUGACACUGGCGAAAUGCCCUCCUUUGACCAAAGUCCUAGUUCUGAAGCAAAAAAGAGACCUACUUCUUCUGAUGGCAGAGACGAGCCCAUGAGGAAAAUGCCUGUGUCAAAAUUUGGUUCCAGGCCUCGAUUCGAGCCUGUACACUUUGUCAGUGGUGGAAGCAGCGGAGGAACUGGCGCUGAUGAGAAGGAGAACGAUAAGGAGCGCAGGAGGAGUGAGUCAUACAGUGCGAGACGGGACUCUGAACACUCUUCGUACAGCAGCACUAGCAGAGCGCAGGGCUCCUCCUCUCUGAGGCCUGCUUUUGACAGAGUGCCCUCAUACAGUUCUGACUCAUGGGGUCCCCAUAGAGACAGAGACAGAGAAAGAGACAGAGAGAGUUUUUCAGGUAGCACAAGUGGGCUGGGAUAUGGAGGACGUGGGUCCACUUCAAACUUCAUGGCAAAAACACAGCAGGAAUACGCAGCCAAGUAUGAAGCCCACUCCUCACGAACUUCGGACUCCUAUUCUCUCCCCCACAGAUACAAUGGAUAUGGGGGAGGGAGCAGAUCAGGAGGUUGGGAAUCUGGACGUCAGGGAUUGGGGUACGGUCAUCAGGACCGGCCGUCAUCAAGCAGGCCAUUCAGCCGAGUCUACAACAGCCCGGGCAGGAGCAGUCCCACCACAUCUCAGCUGGGCUCUUCGUUGCAGCCUGUUCCCAUAUCUCAGUCAACGUUAGAUGAGAAGCAAAGGCUGAUCUCCAAUGUAGCGUCUGCUUUGGCUGUUGCUUUUAGGGACCCUAUGUUCAUGACCGGAAGUGAAUCGCCAAACUAUAAUUUCAUGCUGAGCCGCAGCAUUCAGGCCUGCAAGACCAAUCCUGAGUAUAUUUAUGUCAACCUGAAGGACAUUCCUCAGGCAGACCUACCAAAGAACAGGAAAGUACCAACAGAUGGUUAUGCCUGUGAACUGAGAUGUCAGGGUGUGUAUCUUGCUACCGGAUACUCUGGUAGUAAAAAUGGAGCGAGGGACCGGGCCUCUGAGCAGGCUGUGAAACUCUUCCUGAAAGCAGUCGAGGUUCGUGUGGUGCAGCGCAAAUUCAGGCACUUGGUAGUCACUGACAUGGUUGUGUGCCAGGUGCACAGCCCAACCCCAGGCUUUUUACCUGCACUCCGAAACCCAGAGGAUAAACCCACACCCAGCUCCAAGGGCCAAUACGAGCCUGACAAACGGAAGCACUGGACAGAGUUUGUGGUUAUGGAUAAUGCUCAUGACGCCAUCUGCAUACUCAACAAUUCUGCGGCUUUUAAUCGCAUGAAGAUAGACUACAAGUUCGACCUGCUCCCCAACAACUCUUGGCUGUGCAGUGUUUUCCUGCAGGAUGAACUGGUCGCUCAGGCAACAGGUACCAAAAAGAGUUCAAAGCAUGCAGCAGCUCAGGAGGCAGUGAGGAAACUUCGCAUGAAUCAGGCACAACGACAACAACAGCAGCAGCAGCAGCAACACUACCACCACCACCAACAACAACAACCACAACAACAACAACAGCCGCAACAACUAUCACAAUACUCCAGAGAAAAUAAUCAGUCAGAUUCUGGGGGACGCUUUGGGCCACCGGUUGGCAAAAAGAAGCAUCUGAGUGAAUUGGUCAUCCUGGAAAACUCUGACAAUGCAAUCUGUAUCAUUAAUGACACAGCGCAGUUUAAUAAAGUGUCUGCUGAUUACAAGUUCACAGUUCUGCCUGAUCAUCGCUGGAGGUGUGAAGUCUACUUGGAAGGACAGUAUGUAGCAGCAGGAAUCGGGCCCAAAAAAAUAGUGAAGCACAUUGCAGCAAAGGAAGCCUUGGCCACCUUGAGGCAAACACAGGCUGUGGUCAAAUCCAACUUGAGAAAGGAAGGUCACAACGACGCCAUAUCCCGAUCCCAGAUCCUGGCUCGCUCUGGUGAGGAGGCCACAAGGCAGGAGAUUAAGGAAGACAACAUCGGAAACCAGCUGCUCCGCAAGAUGGGCUGGAAAGGAGGCGGCCUGGGCCGAGAUGGGGAGGGCAUUGCAGAACCAAUCAGAGUGAAGGAACAGUUCUCCAGAGAGGGAUUGGGUAUGGACACGGACAAAACUGGGAACCAGCUCAGCAAGCGUGAUAUCGAGGACAUCAUUCGUAACUAUGCCAGCUCAGACCGUCAGGACGAUCUUCGCUUCUCCACUGAUCUCACCAAUGACGAACGCAAGCAGAUCCAUCAGAUAUCACAGAAAUACGGCCUACGGAGCAAGUCGUACGGACAGGGACGGCAGCGGUUCCUCGUUGUCAGCCGCAAAGUACACAAAGACCAGCUGAUUGGUCAGCUGUUACAGGAGGGACAGGUGGGACGAUAUGAACUUGUGAAACCUCAGGCCUCUCACUGACUUGCAUGCAGGGCAAAAUUUAAAAAAAAAUCAUCAGACAUCGGCUCGGACUUCAUUACAAAUCACAAGUGUAACAGCUGUGUUUAUACUUGUGUGACAAUUUACAACAUGUUAACACAUGCGAAUCCUUCAGGGAUCACCUGUGGUUUCUGCAUUCCUUUGCCAUAAACUGUACUUUAGCUUUAGCAGGGGCUGUAGGAUAAGUGUCUUUUUUGUCUCCUGUCAUUCCGUGUCUUAUUCGUUUCACUUUUGCACAACGAGCUUGUGUUCAGUACUUUGUGGUAUCAUGUCCUGAUGAUGACUCUGAGUUUUUUUGUUUUUUCUUGGUCACUAAAAUCCACUUUUUGUUUUGUGGCUAUUUAAGGAACCUGGCAGAAUAUGCAGCUUUCCACUGCUUGUUUGUGAACAUUGUUGACAGUAGACUCGUGAGAGGCAUCAACAUCCAACCGUAGCUAGGUGCUCAUAUCAGUCUCACUGUAGUGUUACAUCUCUAUACAGCAAUACCAGCAAUGUCAUCUGCUCUUUCAACACUCGGAGGUCGUUCUACAAGUACAAGCUGCAACCAUUAUCGGAAAAAUCUUCACCUGGAAAUUGUAAGCUGUGAUCUUUGUUUAGUGUCAGAUGUGUUGGUUUAUGUGAGUACAGUUAACUUGUCUGCUUGUUUUCACAGCUGUAAUGACUGAAUAAAUUAAAACUGAUAACCAUCA